AUGAGCACCUCGGAUUAUGUGUUGGUGGGAGACCACAACCUGUACUCAUCAAGUGAUGCCAAUUCUCAGUGGAUGCAGAUUGCUGAAAUUGUGAGUCAUCCGUCCUAUGAUUCUAAUACACUGGACAACGACAUUGCCCUCAUCAGACUCACCACAGAAAUACAGUUCCCAUCUGACAACAAAAUCGCCCCUGUGUGCCUUCCAACAGCUGGUGAAAUGUAUGAUAAUGUAGAUGCCACAAUCACAGGAUGGGGAGCCCAACAGGAGGGAGGAUCCACAUCCGGUACCUUGUUCGAAGUAACAGUGCCCACCAUGACUAACACCGAAUGCAAUAACAAGUAUGGAGGAAGCAUCACUGACAACAUGAUCUGCGCAGGCAUUCCUGAGGGAGGCAAGGACUCCUGUCAGGGAGACUCUGGUGGACCAAUGGUGGUGGAAGAAAACGGCAAGUGGAAGCUGGUGGGAGUUGUGUCGUGGGGAUAUGGCUGUGCUCGACCUGAUAGGCCCGGAGUUUAUGCAAGAGUUACACGUGAGUAA
Penaeus indicus is the source of this 537-nucleotide messenger RNA. RefSeq names its product trypsin-1-like. The coding region runs from base 1 to 537 and encodes 178 amino acids. Gene Ontology annotation, biological process: proteolysis. The transcript has 4 exons. The record is from RefSeq and is a predicted model, not a curated record. NCBI's taxonomy places the organism in Eukaryota, Metazoa, Arthropoda, Malacostraca, Decapoda, Penaeidae. Gene Ontology annotation, molecular function: serine-type endopeptidase activity.